Messenger RNA from Culex quinquefasciatus (southern house mosquito), 807 nucleotides. RefSeq names its product histone-lysine N-methyltransferase NSD2. The coding region runs from base 1 to 807 and encodes 268 amino acids. The transcript has 4 exons. Gene Ontology annotation, molecular function: protein binding; histone H3K36 methyltransferase activity. The record is from RefSeq and is a predicted model, not a curated record. Lineage: Eukaryota; Metazoa; Arthropoda; Insecta; Diptera; Culicidae. Gene Ontology annotation, biological process: regulation of DNA-templated transcription. Gene Ontology annotation, cellular component: nucleus; chromatin.
AUGGAGUGGUACAACGAGGCACUGCGCUUGGCACGGCAAGUUUUCGAACGGCUGCAGGCACAAACAAAUUACGUCUUGGAAUCGCCGAUGUACGUGAUGAUCAAGUCCAACAAGAAUGUUGCUUCGCUGAGAGAGCAAAACGCGGCCGGAGACGAGGAGGAGGAUUCAAUCUGUGAGUGCAAAUCGUCGAACACGGACCAGUGCGGGCUAGACUCGAACUGCAUCAACCGGGCGCUGCUCGUGAAGAGCAAUCCGAAGUUUUGUCCAGCUGGCGAAAGUUGCCAGAACCAGUGCAUAAAACGGGAGCAGUACCCGGCACUGGCGGCCCAAUGGAUACCCAACAAGCGGGUCAUCAACAACAAGGAGUUGGCGCGGCGGAUAAAGCAAAAGCAGGAGCAAAAGAACAAAAAUGUCAACUUUCUGACGGUGGACUCGAAGCUGACGAUCGACGCGGGGCCCAAUUGCAACUUGACCCAGUUCAUCAACCACUCGUGCAAGCCCAACUGCGAGAUGCUGAUGUGGAAGCUCACCUUCAACUACAACUUUGAGACGUUUGGUGAUCAGAAGAAGAUCUGCCAAUGUUGUGCGAGCAAGUGUCCCGGACUAAUCGUCAGCCAAGGGAAGGAGAACUGCAAUGAGGAGACCACAACGGUCUUGCGCGUCUUGCAGGUGCAGAUUGCAACUUGGAUUACCUACUCGAGUGCUCAAACGCCAAGAGUGACGACGACGGCGGCAACUACAGCACCUCCGCCAACCACGCCUGCGGCAAAGUACCAAGCAAAUAUUGCGAUAUUGACCACUCGAUGA